Molecule: messenger RNA, 1448 nt
Organism: Spinacia oleracea (spinach)
Lineage: Eukaryota; Viridiplantae; Streptophyta; Magnoliopsida; Caryophyllales; Amaranthaceae
Exons: 7
Coding region: 191-1123 (310 amino acids)
Cellular component (GO): cytoplasm; chloroplast
Molecular function (GO): phosphatase activity
Source: RefSeq, a predicted model, not a curated record
UCGAAUUGUAACCACCGUAAACAAUCGAUGAUAUCAUACUUUGUUUUAUUUACUCAAAAAGAAAGUUGUAAAAAUGUGUUUUACUUGAAAAAAGACAACACUCCAAAAUUCUAAAAAUCCAACGCAACUCCCUCGAUAUCUUCUCUGAUUUAGCAUUAGCAUUAGCAUCGUCAGACAUCAGGUGGUGAAGAUGGUGCCCAGAUGUGCCGUUUCAGCGAAUGAUGUUCAGUUCUUCUCUGGUAUUCAACACCUUGCUGAAACUCAUCGUUUCAAGGCAUGGUUUCUAGAUCAGUUCGGAGUUCUUCAUGAUGGGAAAAGGCCAUACCCAGGUGCUAUUUCAACAUUGGAAACCCUAGCAAAAACUGGGACUAAGAUGGUGAUUAUAAGUAACUCCUCAAGACGAGCAUCUGUAACAACCGAGAAAAUGAGAAAUUUGGGAUUUGAUCCUUCUCUCUUUUUAGGCUCUAUCACCAGUGGGGAAUUGACGCAUCAAUACCUUGAAAGGCGAGAUGAUGCUUGGUUUGCAGCACUCGGAAGGUCAUGCAUCCACUUGACCUGGAGUGACAGGGGUGCCAUAUCUCUUGAUGGUCUAGACCUGAAAGUUGUGGAUAAUGUUGAAGAAGCUGAAUUCAUCUUGGUUCAUGGCACUGAAGCACUGGGGCUUUCUUCUGGAUCUGCUGUUCCUAAGCAACUGGAAGAACUUGAAAAAAUAUUGGGAAAAUGUGCUUUAAGAAAAAUCCCUAUGGUGGUGGCCAAUCCAGACUAUGUAACUGUUGAGGCCAGAGCUCUACGAGUUAUGCCUGGAACACUCGCAGCAAAAUAUGAACUUCUUGGCGGGGAAGUCAAGUGGAUGGGAAAGCCUGGAAAGAUAAUCUAUGAAUCGGCAAUGGCAAUGGCUGGCGUAGAUGCAUCGGAAUGCAUUGCUGUAGGAGACUCGCUGCAUCACGACAUAAUAGGUGCAAAUUUAGCAGGAAUGCAGUCUGUAUUCAUAACAGGAGGCAUCCAUGCGAAUGAACUCGAACUUGAUCGUUUUGGCCAAGUAGCUGAAGCUUCUAAAGUACAAGACCUUGUGUCCAAAUGUGGUGCUUAUCCCACCUAUGUCGUUCCUGCUUUCACGUGGUAAAGAGUACAACGGAGAAGAAUAUAUUCAUCCCUCUUCUUAGAUAUAUCGAUCCAAGAUAUUGAUCAUGAAAAGUUCUACCAGAACCUAAUGUAUACUUUGGCUAAGUUUAAAAAGACCAUGUUCAUUGUGAAUUGUGAUAGUGAAGUUCAGACAUAUUCUUAAAUUCCUUCGUUUGUCAUUUCCCGAUGAUGGGUAUGGGGGAAAAUGUCUGAUUUUUCACUGUUUGCUCUUGUAACAGUUCCAUUUGGACAAAAUAGUUGGGAACCUUUUCAUGUCUGAAUUUUGGAGUAAUUCAUUAAAGUCUUAAAGAUACCUUCGGUAAUAA